This is a messenger RNA of Lepus europaeus (European hare), 3366 nucleotides long. It is a transcript of the gene TYSND1, whose product is annotated as trypsin like peroxisomal matrix peptidase 1. NCBI's taxonomy places the organism in Eukaryota, Metazoa, Chordata, Mammalia, Lagomorpha, Leporidae. Gene Ontology annotation, cellular component: peroxisome. The record is from RefSeq and is a predicted model, not a curated record. The transcript is spliced from 4 exons. Gene Ontology annotation, molecular function: serine-type endopeptidase activity. Bases 117 to 1811 code for a protein of 564 amino acids. Gene Ontology annotation, biological process: protein processing; regulation of fatty acid beta-oxidation.
AGCUCGACGAGGAAGACGCGAGUCCGUGCCUGUGCGGGUCGCUCGCGGCCGUGUGCGGCGCUGCGAGGCUUUGAGCGGGCCGGGCUGGGGUCCCGGCUGUUCGGUCCCCCGAGGCCAUGGGGCGGCAGUGGGGACUCGCCAUGAGAGCAGCCGAGCAGGCGGGCUGCGUGGUGAGCGCCUCCCGGGCCGAGCAGCCCGAGGCGGGCUCGUGGAGCUGCAGCGGGGUGAUCCUGAGCCGCAACCCGGGCCUGGUGCUGUGCCACGGGGGCAUCUUCCUGCCUUUCCUGCGGGCUGGCAGUGAGGCCUUGGCCGCCGCCGAAGCCGUCUUCCUGCCCGGCGACAGCUGCGGCGACGACCUGCGCCUGCACGUGCAGUGGGCGCCAACGGCCGCGGAUUCCAACGGCCGCGCCGACGAGGGCCGCCCGGGGCUGUGCACGCCGCAGUGCGCCGGCCUGGAGCCCAGCCCGCCAGCCCGGCUCCGCGGCCGGCCCCUGCAGUGCCCGCGCCCCGCCGAGCUGCUGCUGCUGCUGAGCUGCCCGGCCUUCCGGGCCCAUUUCGAGCGCCUCUUCGGGGACGCGGAGGGCGAGCAGUGGCGCUUCGCGAGCGUGGCGCCGGACGACGAGGGCUCGGAAGACGACGAGGAGGAUCAGCUGCGGGCGCUGGGCUGGUUCGCGCUGCUGCGCGUGCAGCCCGGCCCGGGGGCGGCGGAGGAGCGCGGGCCGGCCGUGGCCGUGGCGUCCCCCGGGGCGGUGCCCAAAGGCGCGCCGCUGCUGGCCUGCGGCUCGCCGUUCGGAGCCUUCUGUCCCGACAUCUUUCUCAACACCCUGAGCCGCGGCGUGCUCAGCAACGCGGCCGGCCCGCUGCUGCUCACCGACGCGCGCUGCCUCCCGGGCAGCGAGGGCGGCGGCGUGUUCGCGGCGCGGCCGGCGGGGACGCUCGUGGCGCUGGUGGCGGCGCCGCUGUGCUGGAAGGCCCGCGAGUGGGUGGGCCUCACGCUGCUCUGCGCCGCCGCCCCGCUCAUCCGCGCCGCCCGCGCCGCGCUGGGCCGCCUGCGCCCCGGGGAGGCCGCCCUGGCCGCCUUCCUGCCGCCGGAGCUGGGCACCCCGCGCGCCCUGCCCUUCCGAAGCCCCGAGCCGCCGUGGGCAGCCGCGGCCGUGCUGGUGGAGUGCGGCGCCGUGUGGGGUUCCGGAGUGGCCGUGGCACCCCGCCUGGUGCUGACCUGCCGGCACGUAGCCCCUCGGGAGGCUUCCAGGGUCCUGGUGCGCUGUGAUGCUCCCAAGGCUGUGGCAGUCUGGGGGCGUGUGCUGUUUGCCACCCAGGAGACCUCUCCCUAUGACGUAGCAGUGGUGAGCCUGGAGGAGGCCCUGGACGGCAUCGCCGUGCCUGUACCCACCGAGUGCUUCAGCGAAGGCGAGGCUGUCAGUGUGGUGGCCUACGGCGUCUUUGGCCAGGCUUGCGGGCCCUCGGUGACCUCAGGGAUCCUGUCGGCUGUGGUGCAAGUGGGUGACACACCGGUGAUGCUGCAGACCACGUGUGCCGUGCAUGGUGGCUCCAGCGGGGGACCUCUGUUCUCCCCGCGCUCAGGGCGACUCCUGGGCAUCGUCGCCAGCAACACCCGAGACAACACCACGGGGGCCACCUACCCACACCUGAACUUCAGCAUCCCCAUCACGCUGCUCCAGCCGGCUCUGCAGCAGUACGGUGAGACCGGCGACCUGGGCGGCUUCCGGGAGCUGGACCACGCCGCUGAGCCGGUCAGGGUGGUGUGGCGGCUGCAGCGGCCCCUCGGGCCCCCACACAGCAAGCUCUGAGGCUGUGUCGCCCUCUGGGGAGCAAAGCAGCCAUUUGUGCCACAGGAAGUGAGGUGGUGACAGUGGGCUCUGGGCCGUGGAGCUGACUGGCCCGCCUCGUGGGUCCCUGGCCAGGCAGCCUGUUGAGGGUCCAUGGCUGAGCUCUCCCUCCUCCUGUCUCCGGCACGUGAUGGAAGUGAUGUGACUUCCUUGCCGGGGGAGCCCUGUCCAACUGCGCACAAGCUCCAGGCCUGGGGCGCAGAUGCUGACCGUAAGGCCGGCGGUGCCCUGGGUUUGUGUCUGCUCCGCAGGCAGCCACUGGCCGCCCGGCACAGCUGCUUCCCCUGGAAGCCGGGUUCCCAUCUGCCCCUGGGUCUGAUUCGGGGGCCGACGGGGGCUCGGGCCGCCUCAGGACACCUCAGCAUGGAGGCCCUGCUCUGAAGAUCAGAGAGGGGAAGGGCGGAAGCCAGAGCCCUCUGACCCCCCAGACCUGGGAGGGUCAGCGCUGUGGCGCCUUCACUCUGACAGUGCCUUCGCCUCCCGGCUCACCAGCGGGGUCUCAGGGAUCGUGGCUGGAACGUGUUUGGUUGGGCCUUUAGAAUAAACACGUUCUGUUGGAGAAAUUCUGCGUGUCCAUCAGAUUCUGUUUUUUCUUUCUUUCAAAAGCUGAUUUGGGACAGGCAAGCCUCAGGCGGAGACACACACCCUGCACAGGCAGGGUAGGGUCUCCCUGAGUCCUCUCCUGCCAGUCAGUCCAGCCCUGGAAGCCGGUUGUGCCGUCAGUGCUGUGUGGGACUUGCAGCUCCUGGGAGGCAGUGGUCUUGGCCUGGCAGCAGCAGCCAGGACGUGCGGAGGUCUGUGCUGGGUCCCCGGGCGGGUGGAGGUUGGAGAGUUUAAAGGUGAAUAAGGCCAGACCAACCUGUGUGUCCAGGGCCCUGCAAGAAAUGAUUGUCCAAGGCAGGUAGAAUGCCACUGGGGCGUAGCUGGGGGUUGAUUCUAAGUAGGGUGUGAGCCCUGGAGUAUUGUUUUACCAGCACCUAGCAAGUGCUACCCCUGGGUAACCAGCGGUCAGUCCUGUGAUGGUGUGUGUUCUUGCCCUACAUGACUGGGAAUGUGUCCAGAAGGCAAGGUUAGCCUGAAGUCGCACAGUAAGUUAGCAGCUGUGGGAGGCCAUAGCUGCGGUCUGGCUUUGAUGGAAGGAAGGACUGGGAGGCUUUUUUCCUGGCAUAAACAGGUGUCACGGUGCCCAAGGCUUCAUCCAGGUGACUCAGGCACUGAACUGUAGAAAGGAGAGUUCAGCGUUUACCAAGUGAACUGCAAACAGGUGGGGAGUCGCAGGCUGAGAGCAUUAGGAGCUGGGGUAGGAAGUGUGGACGCACUUGCUUGUUCUGGGAGUGCUAAGCAGAGAGAAAUUGGAAAGGAACAAGGCCAAGGUCCCGGGACCAGCCAAGGUGGCCCUGAUGAAGACAGCUAAGGCGGGACUGGUGGGUGUGGGAAGAUCAAGUGACAACCCGGGAGCUGGAACUCACUGGUGUGGGGCAAAAGCAGAGAGCGGUCCGUUGGUGCCCAGCCUUCU